AUGACCAUGAAGCGGCUUGCGACUGGCUUGUCUAAGCCUUGCAGCCAUGCGCGAAGCAUAACUCUCCUGGAGGAUGCUAGUAUUUCGAAUGGAAGGGGUUUCUGCAGACAACUAUGCGUAUCUUCAUGUAUACAACAGCAAGUACGGCAUGCCUCUAGCAAAAGUCCUCGUCCUCGGACGGCGUUAUUCUUCCCAGGCCAAGGAGUUCAGAAAGUCGGCAUGCUAACACCAUGGCUCGAAGCUUUCCCCUCAACAGCCAAACCCCUCGUCGAAGAAAUCGACCACCUCCUCGGCUACAAACUCUCCAAGAUAAUCGAGGAAGGACCCAACUCAACACUCACAGCAACGGAGAACGCCCAACCAGCCAUCAUGUCUUCCUCCAUUCUCAUUCUCCGUAUACUAGAGCAAGAGUUCGGCUUCAAGCCAUCGGAGAGGGUAGAUGUGACGCUGGGACAUUCGCUGGGCGAAUUUGCGGCCCUGGUUGCUGGUGGUUUUGUGUCAUUUGAGGAUAGUUUGUACCUGGUCCGGAAACGAGCUGAGGUUAUGGCGGAUUGUUCACGAAAGGCAUGUAAAGAGCACGGCGGCGAAUACGGCAUGGUAGCUCUUGUCACAGAACCAGACCACCUUCUUCCUCUUAUCGAAGCUAUCUACGAAUUUCUCGGACACCACAGUGCGGGUUCGAAAUCAGAAAGUGCAGAAGACGUCCCUCCGAUCCAACAAGUACUUAUUGCGAAUAUCAAUAGCAAGAAUCAGAUUGUGCUGAGUGGAAAUAUCGAGAGGAUCAGGACGCUGUUGACGCAUGUGCGGCAGUUUGGAGGACACGAUCCAAGAGCGGUGCGUUUGAAGAGCGAUAGUCCAUUUCAUAGCCCAUUGAUGAAACCUGCGGCGACGGCUAUGCAAAGGUUGCUGGAGGGGAAGAGUAGAGUAAAGGGCAAGGAGAAUGAGGAUAUCGUUACAUUCCCUGGGAUUAUGGAGUGCGUGAGCAACGUCAGCGCGAGGCCAUUUACCAGUAAGGAGGAUCUGAAGGACCUGUGGGCGAGACAGUGCGUGGAGACUGUGAGGUGGUGGGAUAGUAUCAAGUACCUUGACCAGGAGCAGAAUGUUAGGAGGUGGAUUGGUAUUGGUCCUGGCAAGGUGGGCAGAAAUUUAGUGGGGAAGGAGGUUGGUAUGAGAGGGAGGGAUACGGUGAAGGGAGGUGGUGUUUGGGGAAUAAGUGACCCGAAAGAGAUUGAGGAGGUUCUAAGAGCUCUGGAGGAGACUGAAGCUUCUAAUGGUGACGAAUGA
This is a messenger RNA of Cadophora gregata, 1284 nucleotides long. RefSeq lists its product as uncharacterized. Gene Ontology annotation, biological process: fatty acid biosynthetic process. NCBI's taxonomy places the organism in Eukaryota, Fungi, Ascomycota, Leotiomycetes, Helotiales, Ploettnerulaceae. Gene Ontology annotation, cellular component: mitochondrion. The record is from RefSeq and is a predicted model, not a curated record. Bases 1 to 1284 code for a protein of 427 amino acids. The transcript is spliced from 2 exons. Gene Ontology annotation, molecular function: [acyl-carrier-protein] S-malonyltransferase activity.